UUGUGACUUUGGGGGAUUUGUAAGGGGCUUUGCUGCCCGAGCUCCGCGUCCCCUGGAGCCAGGCGGGGCUGUGGGCUGCGUCGCGGUUGCUUUUCUGGUCGCGCGUUUUCUGCUUUCUUCAGCACAGGCUAUGCCACAGGCUGUGGGUCUUGCGGAAGCCUUGAGGUCUUGAGGCAAAUAGCGUAGUGCUGGUUAGCUCCCUGGAGACUGUAUUGCUUCCUCUCCUAAAAACCUAGGUGCCGGCGGUGUAGUCUCUUUCCUGGACAGCGCGAGAGAGAACAAUGCAGAAGGACUCGGGCCCGCUAGUGCCUUUACAUUGGAUUGGCUUUGGCUAUGCAGCACUGGUUGCUUCUGGUGGGAUCAUUGGCUAUGCCAAAGCAGGUAGCGUCCCAUCCCUGGCUGCUGGGCUCCUCUUCGGUGGCUUAGCAGGCCUGGGUGCUUAUCAGCUGUCUCAGGAUCCAAGGAACAUUUGGGUUUUCCUAGUUACAUCUGGAACCUUGGCUGGCAUUAUGGGAAUGAGAUUCUACCACUCUGGAAAAUUUAUGCCUGCGGGCUUAAUUGCAGGUGCCAGUGAGAUCAGGAUCGCCAGCUGUACGUACUGUUUUAAGGCCUCAGCACAAGACUGCCCGCGCCAUGUUUUUUCUUUGGUGCCCCCAGGGAUGGAAGUCCCAUCUCUGCCUGCUUGGCACCUGCUCACUAUGUGGUUUGCUGAUGGUCGCCAAACUUGGGAUUAGUGUGUUCAGCAAACCCCAUUAGUCAUAGUCAUGUCCCAGCUUGGACUCCUGAAGAAUUUAAGAACUUCCACUAUUUUUAGUCUAUUAGGAGAAAUAAAUGCAGCAUUUUCACAUAUACUGACAUUUUACUUUAAAAAAAAAAGAUACUGAUCUCUGCAGGGGAAAAAUAUUAAUCAUUAUUAUUACAGCCCUAAAGAGGUGGGUAUCCUACAACAUAAAUGCUUAUUGUUAUAAUACCCUCAUAUAAUUUGAUUCUUGUAUGUUGACAUUACUUCUUCUUUUUGUAUUUUUACAUAAAUCUCAAGGGGUAAAUGUUAAGUGUCAACAUUGGGGGCCCUGAAACCCCAUACCCUACUUAGAGAAACUGUGUAUCUGUUCUUUUGUUCAUUUUAGAGCACAGGCCUAACUUUGAAAUUAUGUUAAAUGAAAUAUCAGUGAAAAUAAAAUUUACUAUAAAUAAUA
Molecule: messenger RNA, 1196 nt
Organism: Myotis lucifugus (little brown bat)
Lineage: Eukaryota; Metazoa; Chordata; Mammalia; Chiroptera; Vespertilionidae
Product: transmembrane protein 14C
Exons: 7
Coding region: 282-734 (150 amino acids)
Biological process (GO): regulation of heme biosynthetic process
Cellular component (GO): mitochondrial membrane
Source: RefSeq, a predicted model, not a curated record